AUGGACAGGCCGGACACGCUGAGGGUGGUGCCAGAGGAGGUUGUGGACCACAUCGUGUCGUUCCUCGAUGCGCCGGCCCUUAUGGCGUGUGAACUGGUAUGCCGCCAGUGGUGCCGAAUCGCACGAGUCUCGCCCGCCUGGCGUCGUAUUGUGCAAGCCAUGUCUCUUGAUGGAGUGCCGCAGCCCUCGUUCCCAGCUGAUGCCUACCCCCUCGGAUGGAAGCAACUGUACAUGGAUGGUAACAACUUGGCCCGGCUGCGACUCCUUCAAGAGGAAGUCGACGUGGCCCGGUUGCAGCUGGACGAAGACGUGCCGCCCAACCCCCAGGUCCAGGUGGGCGGCGUGACACUGCAACUAGCGCAGGUGUGGAGGGAAGCCGAGGACCGCGAGGACUCCAAACUCACCUUCUUCCUGGAGCUCCCCCAAGCUACGCCGUCCUCCUCCGCCGUCUUUUACCCCAACGUGGGUUUCAUCAUGGGUUUCGAGCCCACGAACCAUGACGCCCCGAUUGAACGGUUCCCACUGACGAUCCAGUUCAAAGCCGAUUCCCUCACCUGGGGCUGGGAGGAGCUGAUACCCAUGCGUGAGCUCAGGCGACUCGGAUGGCUGUGGUUCGUUCAACCGACUCGCACCGCACAGGGAGGGUAA
This is a messenger RNA of Acanthamoeba castellanii str. Neff, 648 nucleotides long. RefSeq names its product HEAT repeat domain containing protein. Lineage: Eukaryota; Discosea; Longamoebia; Acanthamoebidae. Gene Ontology annotation, molecular function: protein binding. The record is from RefSeq and is a predicted model, not a curated record. The coding region runs from base 1 to 648 and encodes 215 amino acids. The transcript has 7 exons.